This is a messenger RNA of Daldinia loculata, 1260 nucleotides long. RefSeq lists its product as uncharacterized. Bases 146 to 1051 code for a protein of 301 amino acids. Gene Ontology annotation, cellular component: precatalytic spliceosome. NCBI's taxonomy places the organism in Eukaryota, Fungi, Ascomycota, Sordariomycetes, Xylariales, Hypoxylaceae. Gene Ontology annotation, biological process: mRNA splicing, via spliceosome. The transcript has a single exon. The record is from RefSeq and is a predicted model, not a curated record. Gene Ontology annotation, molecular function: RNA binding; zinc ion binding.
ACCUUAUGCAAUACCCCUACAUUUGAAUAGGUACUUACGUGUAGGUACCUAAGGCAUAUUCUUUUCCAUCUCACAAUUUAUUACCUAGGUACGUUAGGUACACACAUGUCUUCAUGAACCAAGCGUUAGAGAUGAUAUUCACAUCAUGUCCGAAUACUGGAAAUCAACUCCUAAAUACUGGUGUAAGCAUUGUAGCACCUACGUACGCGAUACCAAACUCGAGCGUCAAAAUCACGAAGCUACCGCCAAGCACCAAGGCUCCUUAAAGCGUUUCCUAAGAGACCUACACCGAAAUCACGAACAAGAGCAACGAGAGAAAGAUCGCGCCAAGCGGGAGGUCGAGAGACUUAAUGGCGUAGUCGGUUCCGCCUCUUCGGAUCAUCACCAUGCAGCGAGCACUAGUAGAACAUCAGCUUCAGCCUCGUCGCAAGCGCAAACACAAGCCGCCGGUUCGCAACGUCAACAGCAAUGGGAGCAACUGGCCGAGAUGGGCAUUGAUGUGCCAACCGAACUAAGGGGAGAGAUGGCCAUGGCCAGCGAAUGGACCGUUACUAGCAAGAGGGUUAUCGAUGAUACACCCAAGGCCGAAGACGAAUCAGAUGCCAAACCUCAGAACGUCGAUGCCAUCGCGUCUGGCGUACGGAAGCGACCGAAACAUGAAAGUGGGGUAGACGAGGAAGAAGAGGAGAAUGCAAUCAAGAGUUUAUUCAAGAAGCCUAGGAAAUGGGGUCGCGAUACAAAACAGGCUCCGGAGGACGACGCAGAGCUAGACGCCCUGCUCAGCGGUGCCCUAGCGAAACCACCCAAGCUCGAGGAUAAUCCUCAGGAUUCUAUUGAUGAAAAAGCCGACUUACCGAGCGAGACGAAAGAAAACCCAACAUCUGAUAUAAAAAAGGAGGAAACGACCGACGACCAAGCCCUAUGGUCUAUCAAACUAGAGUCCCAAGAGAAUCAUCAAGAUGCGCCCGUCAAGCAAGAAGGGAAUGCGGAGAGCGACCCACCCACUGUGGUUUUUAAGAAGCGAAAGCCUAAGAACAUUCGUCAGAGAUGAGCCCCGUCUGACGGGAUUCUAUUCUAGUAUUAGUGAUCUCUCUAGGUCCUACUUGAGGUAGCCUAAGCGUCGCAAAGCUGGUCGCUUGGCUUCCUAUUCUUAUAUCUACACGGAGCGUGUACUACUAUUCGCAUCGUGGUGUGGGGAGUCCGGAUCUCGUAACCAGCAUCGAAAAGCUAUAGGCAUACUAUCUACUCAGUAGAUCGGUU